AUAACCCUAAAAGAAGAGGAGGAGGAGGAGGAGGUUAUGCGGACUUUGUUGUUUGUUAAACACUAUGAGGCACCAGAAGGCCCUGAUAUCAGCGUUUGCGGUGCUUCUGUUGAAUCUCAAGCGGAGCAAUGUUGUUACCAAUGGAUUCGAGACCGACCCAGGAGUCGGAGCGGAUCUUGAAAGCGUCCUGAAUAUCCCCGUUUCAAAGCCGAUUUUGGUCCACCUGCUUUCAAACACUACAAAGAAGAUCGUGGUAAACAUCAGUGAUUCCGCCACUGUGGGUGUCACUGCGCAGGCGCAAACCCAGUUCCAGAACGUCACCAUCUCCCUGUUGAAGGUAUUGCAGCUCAGUUCAUCAUACACAGGUUCCAGUGCUGGGCUAGUGGUGCCGCUCAGGCGAGGCGCAGUGCAGGCUCACUUCUAUAUCACAUCUGCAGAAAACGUCACUGCGUGCGUGACAGCUGUCCCUUACAGCGCACAUGAUCCCGUUCCAGGGGCUUGCAACCUGGAAUUUCAUUUGGAAAACGACCCCAACCUUCACCUCAGGGAUACUUUCUUUGAAACUGUGACCCAGUUUGCUCCAGCUAACCUUGGAGCGGGGAGAGAUGCAGAUCCACCCGCCUGUGAUGUCGAAAUGGGGAGUAAGUCCAGAUGGAGGCUGACCUAUGACUUCUACCAGUAUUUCCUGCCUGAGAAUGACCUCUCUGAGCGGAGCCUGUUCGAGGGUGUGAUGAGAAUGACCUCUGUGCAGGACGUGGAGAAGCACGGGACCAAGGUAGCCGUGCUAAGCUCAGGGGAGAAGACUCUGCUUUUUGGAAACUCUUACACUGAUAUUGGUGGGAUCUACAGUCUAAUCGUCCGGGACCCCCUGCUCAAUACUUCAGCAGCCUACAUCCCUGUCUCUACUUACAGCUGCAGCCAGUCUUCAGCAUCCCCUCAUUACUGCUACAGAUAUGGACAAGUUUCUACACAGAUUUUCUUCUCGCUGCUUGGGAUCUACGGCUUGUUUAUCUGCUUUGCUGGGCACAGGUUUCUGGAAGCAGAGUUCCUCUUCAUUGGUUUCCUGCUGUUUGGGUUUCUGUCCUUUGUGUUGCUGAAGCGGUUCUCUCAGAUCAGCGCCCACAUGUGCUUGGUCCUCACGGCUGUGAUGGGGCUCCUGGGAGGAGUCAUGCUCGCUCUGUGCCGAUGCAGAUUUGGAGCGCCGAUACUCCUCGUGUUACUCGCUGGCCUUGCGUUUGGCUUCCUGCUGUCUGCAAUUAUUUUCUUCACUCCUCUUGUGAACAUGAAGGUUUUUCGCUCUGAGCCCCUGUACUGGGUGUGCUUUGUCAGUAUGGCUCUGGUGCUGCCUGUGAUUCUGCUGUCCUUCACCAAAGCUCUCAACAUCCUGUCCUGCGCUGUGCUCGGCUCGUACGCAGGGAUCUGUCUUGUGGGAGCGUUCCUGCCCACCAGCCUUGUCUACAUCCUCCUGGACGUUGUGAGAAGAGCAGUGGAACCCUCCUACUCCCAUGCCAUCAUCCCUGUGCCUUUCCAGACCACGGACUACGUGCUGGUGGCUUCCUGGGCUGUCCUGGCGGCAGGGGGGGUGGCGUCUCAGUGUUUCUUGACGAGGAACAAACCACCCUUCCCUCGGUGCCCCUACGAGAGCUGGAGAGAGAAGAGAGACGCCUGCAGUGAGAGGUCCCCUCUACUUGGACCCGGGGAACAUACGGACAUCCUCUCCUGAUUGCUGGGUCCCUGUGACUCCUGUUGCAUAGCAGUGUUGCUCAUUCCAGGUUUUACUAUGAGUGUAUAGGCAACAAGCUCAGGUGUGUCAUCUUAAACCAGGAGUGGAUCACACUGCUCUGCAAGGGUGUCACAUUUUAAUCCCUGUACUCCCACUACACUGUAUGUGGGUCAUACACAUUCCUCCACCUUUCUUAGCUGCUUAGUUGAUGCUCACUAUUCUUAUUAGAAUAAAAAGAGCAGAUUUGUGUUUGAACUCCUGAGUCCUCUGGUCGUUGAUCAGUUUUUCGACAGUGACAUUGCCGUAAGUUUUUUUUUUUUUUUUUUUUAUGAAUGUGUUUUCUGCUGUAUUGUUUCUUCUGAGCUUUUUGUAAAUAAAUAAUUUUGUAGAACUGUA
Molecule: messenger RNA, 2119 nt
Organism: Polyodon spathula (Mississippi paddlefish)
Lineage: Eukaryota; Metazoa; Chordata; Actinopteri; Acipenseriformes; Polyodontidae
Product: transmembrane 7 superfamily member 3-like
Exons: 12
Coding region: 65-1723 (552 amino acids)
Source: RefSeq, a predicted model, not a curated record